AUGAAUAUAAAUCUUUAUCAUUUGUCAGUUUAUUAAAAUUAUUCCGGAAAACAAGACUUCAGUUUUAUACUCUUGAAAAGCUGAAGCCAUGUUGUUGUUUUUAUUCAACAAACGUAAACAAACAUGGUGCAGUACAGUUCUUUUAAUGCUCCUGAUUACAGGUGAGCUGGACGCUGGUGUAAAGUUUAAACCUAGUAAACUUAGACGAGUAUCUGAUUAUCAGACUAGGUUUGGGACUGAACAUCAGACUAGUAAUAGUCCUGUGGACUACAAUAGUUUGUACCAGCAUAGGCUAAUGAAAGCCUAUGACGGGAAGUAUCAGAAAACUUCCGCAGCUGCCAUUGAACAGGUAGCGCCGGCCAGUGAUUUCAACCUGACCAAGCUUAUUCAGAAAUACCUUGAUUCUAAAAAGAUCCAGGAAAGAUCUUUUAUAACCCCUGGGUUUGAGAGUUUUGAGGACCAAAAGUACAAGCUCUACGGUUCUGAAGAUUACUACAACGAAAUAGAAAAUGAUAUCUAUCAAGAUAACUCUGAAGGGUAUACAGUUGAUUAUACGGACAAUGUGCCGGAUACAGGUGACCGGACAGUAGCUCUACCAGAGGUUCCAGACCUUAGCAGUUUGACCCCUAGCGACCUUGCGCCGAUCCUACUCACAUCAGCAGCAGUCUUCGCGCUAAGUGCCUUGUUUACUAACCGAGUAAGCCUGAAUACCACAUCAGCUAACGCUACAGUACCUGGAGGACUUUGGCAGGUUCCUGUCAUACCUGACCUAACAACAUUCUUCAACACUCCAAACAACAACAUCUUUGGAUAAGUUGAUGCUGUUGUAGAAAUUCAUGUUGUUGUUGUUGUAGUAGUGUUAUUUAUCAUGACUCAUGAAACGUUGUUGUUUAACAUUGUUAUGUUUUUAAUAAAUUAUAAUCUAGUUUAAA
Molecule: messenger RNA, 932 nt
Organism: Eurytemora carolleeae
Lineage: Eukaryota; Metazoa; Arthropoda; Copepoda; Calanoida; Temoridae
Exons: 9
Coding region: 89-814 (241 amino acids)
Source: RefSeq, a predicted model, not a curated record